AUGAUUUCGGUUGUUAAUUCAUCGUCAUAUGAUUUAUCAGUAGUUGAAGGUGAUGAUAUUUAUAUAACAUCAAAUAUGGAACAAUUUUAUGAUGAUGAACAAAUUCGACGACCAAUAUUAUCAUCAUCCUAUAAAUUUGGUACAUCAUUAUGGUUUAAUAAAAUGAAUUCAAAAUUAUAUAAUAUUUCACAAGAAGCAUUUACAUUUAUGCGAUCAGGAUUAACAAUUAUUUUUGAUUUUGAAUGGUUACGUAUUCCAAAAGAUAUAGAAUAUGAAAAUUUAUCGAAAUUAUUUUGGAAAUUUGAUGAAAAAUUAACAAUGUUUAUGAAUGGUUAUACAUUUAAUAUUCGUGAUGAAGCUCGACAAUUACUUGAAGAAUAUAUUAUUCAAGCUGAUUUAUCUAUGAUUCCACCAUCAAUUACGCUUAAAGAUCAAUCUCAUAUGAGUUAUUAUCGUUCAGUCUUCUUCAAUACAAGUGAUAUUAAAUCUGAAGGUAUUGAUAAAGUUCUUCUUCCACGAAUAAAACCAUAUUCAAUAUGGCUUGCAACUGGAAUUGCUCUUAAUAAAAAAUCAGGUUCAUCUAUUGCUCAACCAAUUUAUUUACCAAAUAAUACCGGCCUUUUUGUUCUCGGUAAUUGUCCAAAACAAGUUAAUAUUGAUGAACAUGCUCUUUUAACAUAUGGUAUUAAUAAUUAUCUUGGUAAAGAUUUAACAAAUGUUAUGCUUCGUAUUCGUACUUCAUCUGAUUUUGAACUUUUUGAAGAAUCAAAACCAGAACAUGUUGUAUCAAGUAUUGAUAAAAAUUAUACACUUACAAUUCCUUUACUUAAAUCAUUUGGUGUUGAAACACGUCAUAUGGUUUUUGUACCAAAACGUACUGGUAUUAUUCAAAUAAUCAUUGAAGUUGAAUCGGAAUUUGGUGGUGAUUAUGAAAUUUUAACAAUUUUUGUAAAUGAAUCAAGUAUUGAACGUAAACAAUUAUCAGUACAUCUUUUUGAUUUAAUAAAUGAAAAGAAGAUUUAUAGUCCAAUUGUUGAAAAAAUAACUCCAACAUCAACUCUUUGUUCAGUUCAAUUUUAUGUCUCAGCUACUGCUUUUAAUUAUCUUAUUAAACGAUAUACAAUAGAAACAAAUACAUUAGUUGGUAUUGAUAGUGCUAUUGUUUGUCUUUAUCGUUUACUUGGUCUUCGUCAUUAUUUACGUGAAAUAAUGCAAACUGAAUUACCAAUCUUUGAUAUGGCAGCUGAUAAUAUAGGAAAAGCUUAUCAAACACUUCAACUUUAUAAUAAUAAUGAUGGUUCAUAUUCAUUUAUAUCUGAUAAAGGUACACAAUAUUCAUCACUUUAUUUAACAUCAUUAGCAUUUGGUGCUAUGAUUUCGCUAAUGAUGCCAUUUCGUGAUAAUGUUACACUUAAUCGUACAUUAAAUUGGAUAUUAUCUCAUCAAGCAGAAGAUGGUUCAUUUAAUGACAAUGAUCCAUUUUUUCAUCAUUAUGGAUUCUAUUCUGGUAAAUUUAAUCGAGAAUCAUUAACAGCUAUUGUUUUAUAUUCUUUAACACAUGAUUUUUCAUUGAAUUCUAUGCCAGAAUUUAUUCAUCGUCGUUUAUGUUAUGGACCAAAGAAUGUAAUAAUGCGUGCUCCACAUUAUUUAGAAAAACAUAUUUCAAAUGUUAAAGCACAUUUAUUAACAGCAUUAUGUCAAAUUGCUAUCAUUCAAAAUUUCGAUUUGGAAAUUGACUUACGUAAAAAAAUGUCUCACAGUGUUAUAAAUACAAAAUUAAAAAAUGUACAAUAUGAUUCAAAAUAUGUUCAAUGUAAUGAAAAAAUGACAUUUGUUGAAGAACUUUUACUAAAUAAAAUGAUCAUGUUACUUUAUUUCCAUCUUGGUGAUUAUAAAACAGGCAAAAAUAUAGCUACCUGGAUAUUUAAUCAAAUUCCAGCUGAAAAAAAUUAUUAUAAAAUAUUAGAUGCUGUAUUUGUGGAAAAUUUUUCGAUUAAAAUUGAUGUUUCAUCUAAUAAUGAUGAAACAAUUUUUUUCGUUAAUUCAGAAAAUAUAAAUACAACACAAAUAUAUCAAAUAGAAUUACCAGUUAAUGGAAUUAUUUAUAAAAUAAAUGGUAUUGGUUGUUUAAGUCCAUUUACAUUAACACAACAACUGAAACCAAUGCCAUGGCUAAAUGGAAUCGAACUUAAAACAUGUGUAACAUAUACGCCAAGAUUAACAAAUCAAUUAUUAACAACAAAUUUAAAUAGUAUUUUUGUUAUUGAUACAGAAAUUCCAUCCGGUAUGUGUCUUACUGAUCGUCAAAUUGAAUUUUUAAGUAAAGUUCAAAAUAUUUUCAAAAUUGAAUAUAAUCCACAUCGUAACAAACUGAUUUUAUUUAUUCAUAUAGCACCAAGACAAUUUGGUGAAGCAAUAUGUUUUAAAUGGGCUCUGAAACGAUUAUCAAAUGUUACGAUGUGGAAGUCAAUUUACAUACAAAUAUAUAAUUAUUUCCAACAAGAAACACGUUUUGUUAAAUGUGUUUCAAUUGACAUAGACCAAAAAGAACUUGGUUAUACGUUUCUUGAAGCUGCUCAAAAAGUAAGACUAAAUCUUCAAACAUAA
This is a messenger RNA of Rotaria sp. Silwood1, 2607 nucleotides long. Lineage: Eukaryota; Metazoa; Rotifera; Eurotatoria; Philodinida; Philodinidae. The record is from the annotation of a GenBank genome assembly.